AAUGUUCCUCAUCCAAAAUAUGACACACAGAGCUCAAACUACAGCUUAGUAAAAAAAAAAAAAAAAAGGUGAAAUAAUGAAACAUCAAGUGCGUCACUAUGGUGUCACAUGACAUUUUUGGGUGAAACAAGGUCUUUCAAAAGCGUGAAGUGACAGGUUGUAGUUAAACAAAAGUGAGAGGAGACACACACUCACAUGGCCAUAGAGGGAAAGAGGAGGGGAUAGAGAGCUACAACAGGAUAUUUUGUCACUAUGGUUACCCGUAGCAGAUACAGAUCUUGAUUUCUGUAUGUCAUGCUGUUCUCAUUCAGGGCAACGUGGUUGUGCUUUCAGGACACAGCUAAUAAAACUGUGAGAGACUUUGCAGCAUCAAGUGUGAUGUCCUUUGGAUCAGAGUGAGCUCUGGGAAACAACACAACCUCUUCAAACUGUGAGGUAAGUUUCUUUGAAUACUGUUUCUUUAAAAGGGGGGGACAUGUAUAUCUAUAUAUUUCUGUUUCAGUUAAACUUCUGUUGGAUUCGUGUUAAAAAUGUAUUCGAUUUUCAUGUCAGCCAUGUGCUGACUGCUAACACCCUCAACCAGCUGUUGCAAAACAAGUGUCGGUUUGCACGUCUGGCAGGGGGGUUUCACGUUUACAAAUUUCAACACUUUUACAAACUUAAGCCUGCUGUCGUUUGGACAUAACAAUUUAUUGAUGGUAAUACUGAUGAUAAUUGAAAAGUAAUGCUUUUUUAAUUGCUUUCAAGGCAAAAAAAAAAAAAAAAGCUGUGAUUUUGUAAUGAGUAAUGAUUUUGCCCACACACUAUUUUUUUUUCUUUUUAUGAUGCAAACAAAAAUUAAAGUAAAAGUCUGAAAGCAAGACAAACACAUUACUCUGAUGAUCAGGAAACAAAUGGAAAAUAAAUAUAUCUCUAUAUAUAAAUACAUAUGUAGAUAUGUGUGUGUGUGUGUAUAUAUAUAUAUAUAUAUAUAUAUAUAUAUAUAUAUAUAUAUAUACAUGCCAUCACUUAUAUGGAGUAAUUAACAACAGUCAAACAGAGACCACUUUCAUACAGUUUUAUAAUUGAUAAUAAUUGAACUUUCAUAAAGACCUUUACUCUGAUAGCAAAUGCACAAAUGUGUGCCACAUAUUUGCCCUAGAUACCCCUCCACUUCUGCUAACAGGACAGGAAACAAACCCUCCACUACACCAUGUGCUGGAGGACACGGCCAUAGCUGCAGGGUGGUGUAAUUUUGGCUCCAACAAUAUAACUUUCCAACGGCGUGCCAUUCUGAGGCAGAGCACCCUGGGGAAGCUGACUUCCUCAUAUACAAGCGUGUCUCUCAACACCAAAUGUUUUUGUUGCACAAGUGUGAGAGUGCCGCAGCUGCAUUCAGAAUCUUUGUAAAGCUGGCUUAUUGUUCACACACACUUCCUUCAUGUCACUUUUAGCAGCAAAAACAGCAGCUAUGUCCUGUGAGUCACUGGGUGCAUAAGCUGGUUCAAAAGUUGGCUGUAAUCUGUCCUGAGAAAAAUGAUUCAUGUAUUAAAUAUUAUUUUAAUCGUGAAUUCACCAUUAAAGCAGAUUUCCUCUUUAUAGUUGUCUCAAAUCAAAACUAACUUCAAUACCAAAGGACAUUAUGGUACAAGACUUUUCCAUAGAGACUCAAACACAACAGAGAAUAUAGUAUUCGGUGCAAAUUUUGCUUGAAUUGAUUGGACAACAAAAGACUGACAGAAAAUUUGGGCCAAAGGUCAUAGCUGAGAGUUGAACCAACCACCACUAGGCUAACAAGCACCCCACUUUUUCUACCUGAAAGAAAUGUAAAACUUGAUUGUGUGAGGCACUGGUUUGUGUAACCAGCUCAAAAUAAAGGGUUAAGUUUUGCCUUAUCAGAUUUGCUAGAAAAAACCACAAGAUGGCACCAUACACCACAGAAACUACUCAUACAGCACAGCCACAGACUAGUGGCUUCUAUGUACCUCUCGGUUGGUUACUGAUGGAAAUCAGAGAGAAAUCAGAUAAAGGACCCAGGGGCAGGUCUAGGGGAUGAAGAAGGGUGGACGUGCCCCCCCUUGAAAUGCGAUUUAUUAUUUACUUUAAACACUGUAUGUGAGGCCUCAUAGAUAGUCUGUGAAAUUUGAAAAUUACAUGUUUUUUUCUGUGGAAGAGGAUUGAAAAACUUCAGCAGAGAAAACAGUGGCUGAAAAAUUGUUAAAUGAAAAAUAUCCUUAAAUUCUAAACAGUUUUUCUGUCUAGACAGAAUUAAAAUGAGGGUUCUCAAACUUCCGUUUUUAGAGACUCCAGUUUUCUUUCGUUUUUGUUACUGUAAUAUAGGUUGACAUCUUAAUUGGCCACCUAAAAAAAGCUUUAGCCAUGUCUGGCUAUAUGCCUUAUCAGGAUUAAGACCAGCUGUUGAGUUGCAACAGGCUGCCAAGCGCUGUUUGCAUUUCAAUUUGACACAUUUCCUUUUUUAGGACUUUAAUAGAGGAUGCUUGUCCAAAACCACUACUUCGAUUUAAAUCUAAAUAUUAUCAUUUCAUGUUACUUUUUAAGGUUAAUCACAUUCACAGGGAUAAAAUAACUUGUGGUUACAUCAAUGUAAAUAGUUUAUGUAGCUGUAAGUAGUGGAGGUAGGAGGGGUAUAUAAAUGCUGGUCAUAUACUGUGAGUGUGAAUGUGUCCUUGACACCAUCCUCACAAAGUCAGUGUCCUUGUUUUGCCACCCUUGUCAAAAAAAUCUGGAAACACCCCGGAGGGACUUCCCGCUUCACUGAGGGGAAAAAAAAUCAAAAUAAAGUCAUGAAUCCAUUCUUUGUCCGAGUCAGAUUCAGGGGAAUUUGACUUCCUAUUUGGGUUUUCUUGCUCUUUUCAUUCUCUGGAAACACAAAGUGAUUGAAACUGACAUUAAAGAUGAUACCAUGUGAUAAAAUCAAUUGAUGAAAGUUACACUAAAUCGAGUUUUGACAGUGAGGCUUCACUUCCUUUUCUCACCCUUCAUGUGUUCUGUUUUUUUUUUCAAUUAUACUACUCUGAAGAGUUUCAUUUCACCAUAGACUUUUUUUUCAGUAGCACUUGCCUGAUCUUCUUCCCUUAAAAUACACAUUUCCUGAAUCACAUUUGUGAAUCAUUGUGGGGGGAAAAACAAGAGGAAAACCCUGUCUGAGUAUUUACACUCUAUUUUGUUCCUCUUUGCAGUACCUGGCUGUGAGAACAUCAAGAUGAGUUCGACCACUGUGCCUACAGCCUCGAUCCUCUCCUCCACCAACAAUUACUCCGACAACACUUCCUGUGACACCCUCUACGCACACCGCAACUAUGCCAGGGUCCUCAUGCCUCUUUUCUAUUCCAUCGUGUUCAUCGUUGGACUUCUUGGUAACAGCCUCGCUCUACACGUCAUCCGCCCAAACCUGAAGAAGAUGAACUCCACCACCUUAUACUCCCUCAACCUGGUGAUCUCAGACAUCCUCUUCACCUUCUCUUUGCCUCUGAGGAUUGCGUACUACGCUCUGGGCUUCCACUGGCCUCUAGGCGAGCCGCUGUGCAAGAUCUCAGGCCUUGUUUUCUACAUCAACACCUAUGCUGGGGUCAAUUUCAUGACCUGCCUGAGCGUGGACCGCUUCAUCGCUGUGGUCCUGCCUCUGCGCUAUGCUAGAUUCAGGAAGGUUAGCAAUGUGAAGUACAUUUGUGUUGGGGUGUGGCUGCUGGUCUUAGGGCAAACCCUCCCUCUCCUGAGCAGUCCUAUGACGAAUGAUGAGCCUGAUGGUAUGAUCACCUGUAUGGAAUACCCCAACUUCGAAAAGGUCGACAACAUUGCCCCUGUACUGAUUGGAGCAGUCUUCCUUGGUUAUGGCAUCCCCGUGGUGACCAUCCUAGUGUGCUACUCCGUCCUGUGCUCCAAACUCCGUCUCACAGCCAAGAAAAACCAUUUGACUGAAAAGUCUGGCCGUAGUCGCAAAGCCAUUGGCGUGAUCUGCUGUGUAUCCUUAGUGUUCGUCAUCUGCUACAGCCCCUAUCACAUCGACAUCCUGCAGUACAUGAUCCGCAAGCUGAUGUACGAACCCGACUGCGCUGAGCUUACAGCUUUCCAGAUAUCGCUGCACAUCACUGUGUGUCUGAUGAACCUCAACUCCUGCUUGGACCCUUUUAUCUACUUCUUCGCCUGCAAGGGCUACAAGAGGAAACUCAUGAAGCUGUUGAAGCUCCAGGUUAGCAUGUCGUUCUCCAGCGCUGUGAGGACAUCACCUGAAGGUUCAUCUAAGGAUUUUAUCGACGGUAACAAGAUUCAACUCAACAGCACCACUGCUAGUGUAACCGAGAGACUAACAGAUAGAAGAUCAAGGCUGCAAGAGUGAAAAACCAUCACCAAGACCUGUGCAAGAUGAGGGGUCCCUUAAAGCCCAGGCCUACUUAAAAUUAUAACCGGACAAGAAAUGUCACACUCUCUGCAUCAGGGAUUUCAUGCAGCUACUCAGCAUCUGAAUCCGUAGGAAUUCAGCUGCCCUUGGACCGGAUUAGUGAGCACAAGGGAAGGAUUUAAAAAGAGCAUCAACAGAAUGACUUCCUGUGCUUACACGUUUCCUUAUGGAUAUUGGGGACUUUCUCAGGAAAGCAGAGAUUAAUGCAGCUAAGGAACAACGGAGGAAACCUCUCCUAAAACAUGCUCGUCUGCUGCCCAUUGAACAAGCGUUAAGGAUGUAGAGCAUGCUUAAAAAGGCCAGUUAAGUGAGACACUGAUACAACCGCAAUGAGAGCCGCCCUCUUACCCUGACUGCUGACCUUAUUUUUGAAACAAACAACUUGAUAUCUGCAUGCAGUGACCUCAAACAUGGUUUCAUCCUCAAAAUGCUAAAUGUGUGAUGUACUUAUAGAAAUGAGUAAAAUGCCAUCACAAAUCAUGCUUACAAUCUUACCUCUAGUUUCAGUCCAGCACACAGAUGUGAAAUCUCAGGAGAAAAGAGCUAACAAUAUUUUUUAUCACUUUAGCUGCCUUCAAUAUGAGUGAACAGAAACCUCUUGCUAUGACAUUCAUCUUACCAGGACUAAACUUAUCUUUGUAUUCUGAACCUUAAUGCAUUGUGUGUAUCCAUGAUGUUCGACAAACCUUUUUAAUGCAUUUCCUUCCAUACCUUACACACGGACCACAUCUCAGUGAUGUUAUCGACUGGUUUAAGCCCAACAAUGGUGUUCACAUAUUUGUAUUGCAGAUUCAACCUAGACUUGUAUUUAUGUAUCAGUUGAGGCAGGCCUUAAACCUCAUGUUGAACAGUUAUGACACACACACAUGUAAGUCAACCACCAAGUCUGUAAAUUUAUGUAUAGCCCUUAGCUUUGUUGUAAUCAAAAAAGGUUGAUUAAUGGAAAGAAAAUCCAUUCAAGAGCUUUGCGAAUAAAACAGGCUGUUAACAUGUUGAGGAUCUCAUAGAGUUUCCUUGGCUUUAAAAACCAGCCUCAAGUGGACACUUGAGGAACUGCAGGUUAUUUCUCCUGUACAUUGUCUCCAUUUUCUAAAACCAGCAGUUGCUGCUUUCCUCUACUUUGAUGAAACACUUGAGCCUGAAUUUUUUUAAAUUUCAUGUCUCAUUUUUACGUUUUCCAGUUAGUUAUCUUUGUUUUUGUCUUUUCCAGCUUGUGGUGGUGUUUAAUCUCAUUUGUUAAACAGAAAAAAAUAGUACCACUGGUGGGCUUGUGUUGCAGCAUCCAUGUGCACAUACAACAAAAAAGACCCAGUGACUGGAAAAUAGCUACAAAGUGCUGCUACAAAUCACAUUUUUAAAGCCCCUCAAUUAGCAUCGAUAACUUUAAGAUUUGUGUUUUACACCAAGUGUUACCAAACAGUUAUUGCUUAGCUUACAAAAUUGCGCAUAUAAAAAUCAGGUGAUGUCCUCUUCAAUUAUUCCAAAUCUAUUUGUUUUGUUGCAAAUUCAGUUUCAUGUUUCAUAUUAAAUCUGUCAUGUUGUUGGGAUAUGCUGUACUUCCAUGUGUGUUCUGUACAUAUAGUAAUAAAAUGUGUCUUCUAAAUGAAACGACAAAAAAA
Molecule: messenger RNA, 6018 nt
Organism: Xyrichtys novacula (pearly razorfish)
Lineage: Eukaryota; Metazoa; Chordata; Actinopteri; Labriformes; Labridae
Source: the annotation of a GenBank genome assembly